GUCUAGUCUAGUAUAUAACUUCAAACACAGAACAGAGCUUCUCAGUACAAGCUCGUCAUUUGUUAGGAGCGAAUAGGAAUCUUUCAUCAUGCCAGUUCAAAAGAAGACUCCUGACUUUGCCGAACUUAACGAACUUGCUUCAGAACGGAAUGGCGCAAGAAUACUUUUCGCCACAGACGAUUGGUUCGCUGUUGCCGAGAAUCUACUCAAGGAUGAGGAUUCAGUAUGGAAAGAUAAUUUGUAUACGACAUACGGAAAGUGGAUGGACGGCUGGGAAACCCGAAGGAAAAGAAUUGCUGGUCAUGACUGGGCAGUAAUUGCUUUGGGUCGACCUUCUGUUAUCAAAGGUGUUUGCGUAGAUACUGCUUUCUUUACUGGCAAUUACGCACCAAGAUUUUCCAUUCAAGCCGCACGCUUAUCGCCUACAGAUGAAAGUGCCUUCCCCAAGCGAAUUUCUCAGAUCGGUUCUGCGCCAAGCGAUGAAGACCUUGAAACCGUGGCUCAAGUUAAAACUGAGGAAUGGACGACUCUUGUCUCAAUGACUGAAUUACAACCCGGUUAUCCAGAGACGAGCAAAAAUUACGUUGCAGUCUCAUCCGAUGAAAAAUGGACUCACUUGAGACUCAACAUUUUUCCUGAUGGUGGAAUUGCGAGAUUACGAGUUUAUGGUUUCGCCCAACCUGAUUGGAACAGUUUGAAAUCUGAAUCAUUGAUUGAUCUUUUAUCAGUUGAAAAUGGGGGAAUCUGUGUGGGAUUCAGUAACGCCCAUUAUGGCCACCCAAGGAAUUUAAUUAAACCUGGGAGAGGUGUUAACAUGGGCGAUGGUUGGGAAACUGCCCGAAAACUUGACAGGCCUCCUGUCAUCGAAAUCGAUGAGAAGGGGAUGCUCCAGUUUUAUGGAAAUGAGUGGGCCUUGUUCAAAUUGGGACACAUCGCAGAAGUAUCAUCGAUUCGUAUUGAUACAAUCCAUUUCAAGGGUAAUUACCCCCAUAACGUACAAAUCGAAGGAACUUUAGUGUCUCAUGGGAAAAAUCUUAAGAACGCCACUUGGAGAUGUAUAUUGCCCCCUAAAAAGCUUUCACCAGAUAAGGAGCAUGAUUUUGGAUCAGAUGAAAUUACCAAUUCAGGUCCGAUCAACUAUGUCAGAGUAACAAUCGCCCCUGACGGUGGAAUCUCGAGGGUAAGAUUAAUGGGAUAUGUUCGUCGAUACCAUAAAAAAGAAAGUCAGGUUUUCUGCGAUAAGAGCCGCACAGUGCGGUUAAGGCUUCAAAAUGGCGGAAAUUAAUGGAUCGUAACUCUUGAUACGAAACUUCCAUAACCGUAUAUUUCCAAAACCUCCAUAUUGAGAAAUAAGGGACUGAACCGACUUAAGCUUCACCAAAAGCUGGAAACUAUCAUAAGCUCUGACAAUAACCUAUUCAGAUUGUACAUAUCUGAAAAGCUUUUCUGCAAUGAAGUACCAUAUACCACUCGUAUGUGGGAAUAAAGAACGACUGAUGGAAUGAAAAUGUAAUUAUUAUUUCGGAAUCAAGUAUGACUCAAAUGGCUAAAUUUGUUGACAUUUUUACUGCCAAUUGUACAUAAUAAUUUUAAUUAACUGUAAAAAAUAAGCGACUAGGCUAAAAACAUUAGGACUGAUUCCAGAAAAUUGUUGUCGGAAGAUGAGAAUUUUCACUUAGGCUUUUAUUUGUAUUUAUGUUUGGUAGAUAUAAGAAAUAAUUAUUAUACACUCGGUAUUCUAUAUGUAUUAUUUUUGUUGAAUUUAGAAAUAAAUUUCAACAUAAGUGGUAAUGACUGAUAUUUAUUAUAUAUAGCUGCCAGUUUUUGAUUUUCUAAUUUAAAAAAAUCUUUCUUUUAAUUAUUUUCUUCUGUAUUAUGUAGAAACGAGUCACGGCAUAUCAUUGAAAUGC
Belonocnema kinseyi is the source of this 1910-nucleotide messenger RNA. RefSeq names its product allantoicase-like. The coding region runs from base 89 to 1285 and encodes 398 amino acids. The transcript is spliced from 7 exons. Lineage: Eukaryota; Metazoa; Arthropoda; Insecta; Hymenoptera; Cynipidae. The record is from RefSeq and is a predicted model, not a curated record. Gene Ontology annotation, molecular function: allantoicase activity. Gene Ontology annotation, biological process: allantoin catabolic process.